Molecule: messenger RNA, 1124 nt
Organism: Frieseomelitta varia
Lineage: Eukaryota; Metazoa; Arthropoda; Insecta; Hymenoptera; Apidae
Exons: 1
Coding region: 326-1036 (236 amino acids)
Molecular function (GO): N-acetyltransferase activity
Source: RefSeq, a predicted model, not a curated record
CGAAGAGAUUCGAAUUCCAGUAUUGACCAAUCAGAGGCCUAGCGCACGGCUUUAACCUGAUACCUUCCAAGAAUUUACACUCGAGUAACGUGGGCCCAUUCAACGACGUAAUCGUGAUGUAACCAAAAAUAUUGAGUUGCAAGAUAUUUUUAUCAACAUAAACAAAUCGUGCAAUUAAUCGCGACAUACAUAGGUAAACUACAGUAAAAUAAAUCGCCAGUCUACCUCAAGUGAAAAAAUAAACUAUUCGAUGAAAUAAAAAAUACGGUAAAGUAGAUUUCUAAUUCAUUGACAACUUCGUUCUCAAAGGAUAUCGGUAGGAAGAAUGGAAUCGAAUAACGAUCAAUAUAUCCUUGAAUGGGCGAAUGACGCUCAUCUGUCUGAGAUUUUGUCUCUUUUACAUGAAAAUUUCGACAAAGAGGAGACAAUGUUGAAAAGUCUGAGAGACAAUAAUUCGUUGACAACCGAGGACGAAGAAAUAAUGAGAAUCGACCACGAGCAACUUAUACGAGCGAUUUUUGCUUUCUCACCGUGCAUCGUAGCGAUCGAAAAAUCGUCGGGGAAAAUUGUCGGGGUAAAUCUGAUGAUAGUCAGUGGAAAUUCGAAAUGUAACGACGGCGUUGAUGGCGUUUCCGCAGCGUUCACCAACAACCCGCCAAAAAAUAAAUUAAUGAAACGAUAUUUUAAUUAUUUAUCUGAGAUCGGUGAGAAGGCUGAUUUGUACGGAAGGUAUCCGAACUGCAAAAAGGCAGUGGAGUUUUACGCGGUUGCUGUGAACAAAGAUCACCGUAGACAAGGACUUUCAAGAUCAUUGAUGGCGGCGGGAAUUUCCUCUGCAAAAGAUACGAUGCAGGACGUCGGAUUCAUAUUCGGAGUCUAUACAUCGUUGUAUUCGAAAAAGGCGGCGGAGAAACUUGGCCUGAAAAGCAUCAUGGACGUAGAUCUGUUGCAUUACAAGGACGAUGAUGGCCAACCUAUUUUCCAAGACACUCCGCCGCAUAACGUUGUUUCUGUGAUGGUCUUGCAACUUGCUUGAGAUUCUCCAGACACCUUUUUUUCAUUCUACAAAAAGAUAUAAACAUGUAUAUUUUCGACAGAAAGAAAUACACGAUGCCAAAAUCGAA